Messenger RNA from Arthroderma uncinatum, 1416 nucleotides. RefSeq names its product sulfate transporter. NCBI's taxonomy places the organism in Eukaryota, Fungi, Ascomycota, Eurotiomycetes, Onygenales, Arthrodermataceae. The record is from RefSeq and is a predicted model, not a curated record. Gene Ontology annotation, cellular component: membrane. Bases 1 to 1416 code for a protein of 471 amino acids. The transcript is spliced from 4 exons.
AUGUCGGGGGAUCAGAUAGGAGAACCGACAAAGUCCCGACGACGUAUAAUCUUUUGCCGAAAGCGCAUCAGAGCUCGCGAUGUGCCGGCAAAAAUUGCAGAGGGAGUUCCGUCCGUGAUAUUGGGAGUCCUGCUCAAUGCACUGGACGCGGCGUCAACGGGGCUGUUGGUGUUCCCUUCAGCUCAAGAAGGACCAGCCUUUGCCAAUCUUCAGGUUGAAGCGAUGUCUCUCUACAUCAUGAGCACCAUCACCUCGCAGCUGGCAAUGACCUUGGGGGGCUCCUUGUUCCCUGGCGCUUUAGGGAGCAUGUUGAUUGAAAUCCUGCCGUUCCUUCGUGGUAUCGCUUCCGACAUACAAGGUGUGCUGGGCGAAGAGAGCCCAAAACUGCUUCCAACUGUACUUGCAGCGUACUCACUCACUAGCAUUCUCGUCGGAGUUUGUUUCCUUGGGUUAGGUCUAUUCAGACUCGGAUGGCUGGUUGGAUAUUUGCCACAUACGGUUCUCACUGGUGUCAUUGGUGCAAUUGGUAUCUCGCUAUUCGAACUUAGUUUACAGCUUACACUCCCCCCUACGGCCUCAGAAAUGAUCUCAAAGGAACAUAUGCCACUCCUUAUCGCAUCUGUACUACCGGCAGCGUUCUUGGUUAUAUCGUUACGCCUAAAAAGCCUAGCGAAAUUGACCGGCGGUUUUACAGAACAUGCGAUGUAUGUUCCUGCAUUCGUGUUUACUGUUGCUGGAAUCUUUUGGGUUGUCGUUGCAGCUCAGGGCAAGGCAAAUGCUGAAGGGAUGGAAGAUUUGGCAAGUCAGGGAUGGCUAUUCUCCCUUACAGCUAGCUCUUCCCCAGCUACAGGAUCUGCUUCCUGGAAUUACUGGAGGCUUUUUGACUUCUCAAUGGUCCAGUGGAGUGCUCUCAACGCAGCCACCCAAAAUAUUGUCUUGCUUGUGGUCAUUGGCGUGGUUAACCUUCCAGUAUUUAUUCCAGCUAUGGCAAUGAUGCUAGAUGAGCCCCAAUAUAGUAUGAACUGGGAGCUUAUAGGCCAUGGUAUUUCAAACCUAUUAGCUGGUGCUACCGGCUCAUUACCAAACCUGGUGGUACUUGCAAACUCCCGUCUCUUUACCUUUGCAGGUGGUGGAAGACCAGAAGCACUCGCUGUCACCGGCUUUACAUGUGUUCUCUUCUUUACUUCAAAACACCUGUUACCCUAUGUCCCAACAAUCCUUGCUUCAAUUCUGGUGUUGUUCCUCGGGCUGGAUUUGAUUACUGAAGCCCUCUGGACUUCAGCACACGAGUUACUAUGGAGCGAAUGGGCCAUUGUAUUGGGCACUGUGCUCGCGUGUACCUUUAUAGGAUUCCUUCCGGGAUUCGCCAUGGGCCUGGUAAUAGCCCUUGCGCUGAUGAUAAAGAUGUUAAGCUAA